AUGCCUCCCAAGAAGAAGGGAAACAAGGCUCGCGCCAACGACGACUGGGAGAAUGAGCUUGGCGAGACCGUUGCCCCCGCCGCCGCCACCCCAGAGGCUGAUGCCGAAAAGCCAGCCGAGGAGGAGGAUGAAGCCCCCGGCGGUCUCAUGGCCACCAUGCGCAAGAACAGAGAGAAGAGAAAGAAGAAGGGCAUCGAGGAGCCCCCCGCCGCACCCGAGCCCGAGCCCGAACCUUCGCCCAGUCUCGCUGAGAAGGCCCCUCAGGAAGCCACCAUGGAGGACGAGUUCGCCCUGCCCGAGAAGAAGGGUAAAGGUGGUAAGGGCAAGCAGGCCGCCGCCGCCGCAUCCCCCGCUGCCGACGAUGAGGGGGAUGGUUCCGGCCGCGUCUUGACCAAGGCCGAGAAGGAGAAGUUGAAGAAGGAGAGGGAGAAGCAGCGCAAGAAGGAGCAGGCUGCGAAGAAGAAGGGCACCACCCCUGCCGCAAAGACGGAACCUGCCAAAGCAGCUCCCGAGAAGAAGGACUCCCCGACGCCCGCCGCUUCUGCCGUCGCUCCCCCACCCGCUGAGGAGAAGGGUGGUAAGAAGAAGAAGGUUCCUGCUGCCCUUGCUGCACUCCAGAAGCAGCAGGAGGAGCUCCGCCGCCAGCAAGAAGAGCAGGCUCGCAUGGCCGAGGAGGAGAAGAAGAGAAUCGAGGAGGAGGAGCGCGCCAUGGAAGAGGAGAACAAGCGCAGAGAGGAGGCCAAGGCUCUGAAGAAGCAGAAGGAGAAGGAGAAGAUUGAACAGCUCAAGAAGGAGGGCAAGUUCUUGACCAAGGCCCAAAAGGAGGAGAAGGCUCGCAACGAGCGUAAGCUCCAGCAGAUGCUUGCUGCCGGUAUCAAGGUCGGUCCCGCCGACGAGGCCGAUGGCGACAAGAAGAAGAAGGUCGUCUACGACAACAAGAAGAAGGGAGGCCGCAAGGCGCAAGACAAGAUCGAUGAAGAGAAGGCCCUUGCCGAGGCUGCCGAGCGCGCCAGGAAGGAGGCCGAGCGUCUCCACAAGGAGGCGGAGGAGAAGGCAGUCAAGGAAAAGGCCGAGGCCGAAGCUGCUGCCGCCAAGAAGAAGGCCGCUGAAGCCAGCGACCUGGAGGACGACUGGGAGGCUGCCGCCGCCUCCGAGGAGGAGGACGUCAAGGACAGCUGGGACGCCGACAGCGACGAAGAGCAAGAGAAGAAGAAGGCUGCCAACGGCAAGCCCGAGAAGCCCGCCCGGAAGGGCGAUGAGGACGAGGACGAGGAGGACGACUCCGAAUCCGACUCCGAAUCCGACGACUCUGAAGAAGAUGAGAAGGAGACGGCGGCUCGCCAAGCCGAGCUUCAACGCAAGAGGGAGGCCGCAGAGCGUCGCGAGAAGGCUCACCAGGCCGCGCUGGCAGCGAGAUCCAAGGACAACCUCCGAUCGCCCAUUUGCUGUAUUCUGGGCCACGUCGAUACCGGAAAGACCAAGCUUCUGGACAAGAUCCGUCAAACCAACGUGCAAGAGGGCGAAGCCGGUGGUAUUACUCAACAGAUUGGUGCUACCUACUUCCCUGUCGAGGCUAUCAGGCAGAAGACGGCCGUUGUCAACACUGACGGCUCGUUUGAGUUCAAGGUCCCAGGUCUGUUGGUCAUCGAUACCCCUGGUCACGAGUCUUUCUCCAACUUGCGUUCUCGUGGUUCGUCACUCUGCAACAUCGCCAUUCUUGUUGUCGAUAUCAUGCACGGCCUCGAGCCGCAGACCUUGGAGUCGAUGAGAAUGCUCCGUGAGAGGAAGACUCCCUUCGUUGUUGCUCUCAACAAAAUCGAUCGUCUGUACGGCUGGAAGAAGGUCGACAACAACGGUUUCCAGGAGAGUUUGGCCCUGCAGCCCAGAGGUGUCCAGAACGAGUUCAAGAACCGUCUGGAGCAGACCAAGCUUGCCUUUGCCGAGCAGGGCUUCAACGCCGAGCUUUUCUACGAGAACAAGUCCAUGGCGAAGAACGUUUCCCUCAUCCCCACCUCCGCCCACACUGGUGAGGGUAUCCCCGACAUGCUGAAGCUCAUCAUCCAGCUCACCCAGGAGCGCAUGGUCGGAUCCCUCAUGUACCUUUCCGAGGUCCAGGCUACCGUUCUCGAGGUCAAGGCCAUCGAGGGUUUCGGCAUGACCGUCGACGUUGUCUUGUCGAACGGUAUCCUGCGUGAGGGUGACAGGAUCGUCUUGUGUGGUGUGGAAGGUGCCAUCUGCACAAACAUCCGUGCCUUGUUGACGCCGGCGCCGAUGCGUGAACUGCGUCUCAAGUCGGCGUAUGUACACAACAAGGAGGUCAAGGCCGCCUUGGGUGUCAAGAUCAGUGCCCCUGGUCUUGAGGGUGCCAUUGCCGGUUCUCGUAUGAUGGUUGUUGGCCCUGACGAUGACGAGGACGACAUCAUCGACGAGGUCGAGUCUGAUCUCGCCACCCUGUUCAGCCGUGUCGAGAAGACUGGCCGUGGUACCAACCCCAUCGUUGUCGGUGUCGACGUCGUUGAGGGUCAGCUGAAGAUCAACACGCCUAUUGCUGUUGUCAAGAAUAACGCCGUUACCGGUUUGAAGGAAGUCAUCAACCUGGGCAGAGUUACUUCAAUCGAGCGUGACCACAAGCAGGUCCCCGUCUGCAAAAAGGGCCAGCCUUCGGUCGCCGUCAAGAUCGAGAUGGGUGGCCACCAGCCAACCUACGGCCGCCAGCUCGAGGAGUCGGAUACGCUGUACAGUCUGAUCUCGCGUGCCUCCAUCGACACGCUCAAGGAGUUCUACCGCAAGGACGUCAGCAACGACGAGUGGCAGCUCAUCAUCAAGCUCAAGCCCCUCUUCGACAUCCACUAA
Molecule: messenger RNA, 2853 nt
Organism: Colletotrichum spaethianum
Lineage: Eukaryota; Fungi; Ascomycota; Sordariomycetes; Glomerellales; Glomerellaceae
Product: eukaryotic translation initiation factor 5B
Exons: 5
Coding region: 1-2853 (950 amino acids)
Molecular function (GO): translation initiation factor activity; GTP binding; GTPase activity
Source: RefSeq, a predicted model, not a curated record